AUGUCAGCAAGGCCGUCGUUAGCGCCAUACAGUCGUCUUCUUGAAGAAGAGGCUGUUAAUGAAAUUACGCAUCCACACCAUGACUCUGAGUUGCUUGACGAUUUGGAGAAAAACUCAAAGGUUACCUUGUUUCUAUGGUGGCUUGCUGUAGUUAUUAGCCUUGGUGGAUUUCUAUUUGGAUACGAUACAGGGGUGAUAAGCAGUGCAAUGCUAUUGAUCGAAAAGGAUUUUGUAAUGACUGCUUUCGAAAAAGGAAUGAUUGUUGGAGGAACGACAAUGGGUGCAUUUUUUGGUGGUCUCGGUGCUGGGUAUAUAUCUGACACGUCAGGGCGUCGCUUUACGCUAGUUCUUGCAUCUGUGAUCUUCGUUUUAGGCGCUAUUAUUCUGGCAUUUUGCAAUUCUUAUGGAGCUCUUAUGCUUGGAAGAAUAAUCGUGGGACUGGGCGUGGGAUUAGCUUCAAUGGUUGUCCCUUUGUACAUUAGUGAAAUAUCUCCCAGAUAUUCCCGUGGAAGAUUAGUCACAGUUAAUGUGCUCAUGAUCACCGGCGGACAAGUCAUAGCGUAUUUUGUCGGUGUUGCUUAUGUCGACGCACCAGACGGUUGGAGGUGGAUGUUUGGUCUAUCAGCACUACCAGCCAUAUUCCAACUAAUUGCGCUUCCAUUUAUUCCUGAAAGUCCAAGAUAUUUGGUGCGGAAUGGGUCUCCAGAAGGCGCAAAGGGUGUAUUAAGGCAAAUAUAUCCAGGCGCUCCGGAAUCCUUUGUAAACGAAGAAAUUGCUGUAAUUCGCGAAACUUUGUCUGUGGAUGCUAACGGUUCAUAUAGAGAUCUUGUUCGUUACCCAAACUUUAAGCCAUUGAUUAUUGCGUGCGGUUUACAAGCGAUCCAACAAUUGAGUGGAUUUGAUACUGCUAUGUACUAUGGGGGUACUAUUAUGAAAAUGGCGGGUUUCGAGACCGCAAAAAGUGCUGUUAUAGUAUCUAUAUCAGUUGCACUGACAAACUUCGCCAUGACAGUCGCCGCAUUAUACAUUAUCGAUACAAUCGGACGCCGCCAAAUUCUUCUUUCUACGAUGCUUUGUAUGAUUUUUGCGCUUCUGCUCCUUGGCUUUAGUUUCAUUACUAUAACAGGUUUUGUACCAAAGCAACCAAGUUGUACAGAUUAUGGACCAAGCUGUGGAGCAUGUCGACUAGAUGAAAGAUGCAACUUUGAUAUAAAACUUGGGGUUUGUAAUGACGCAGGCAGCAUUCAGUCCACAGAAAUACCGAUUGGUUGCUCCGGAGGGAGUCGAAUAAGCAGUCUCUUGGCCAUAGGAAGUUUGGUUUUCUAUGUGGCUUCUUACGCACUUGGCUUGGGACAUGCACCAUGGUUAAUACAGAGUGAAUUGUUUCCAUUGAAUGUGCGCGGAAGAGCGAACGGUGUUGCGACAGCGACAAAUUGGAUAUGUAAUCUAGCAAUAGCUGUAACGUUUUUGCCAUUGACCGAGACUAUUACUGCGUCAGGGACUUUCUGGCUGUAUGCCACGAUCAUGUUGUUUGGCUGGAUCUUUGUAUACAGGCUAGUCCCAGAGACCAAAGGAAAAAGUCUAGAAGAGAUCCAAGACCUAUUCACGGAAUCAACAUGA
This is a messenger RNA of Paraglomus brasilianum, 1620 nucleotides long. Lineage: Eukaryota; Fungi; Glomeromycota; Glomeromycetes; Paraglomerales; Paraglomeraceae. The record is from the annotation of a GenBank genome assembly.